Acanthosepion pharaonis is the source of this 456-nucleotide messenger RNA. Lineage: Eukaryota; Metazoa; Mollusca; Cephalopoda; Sepiida; Sepiidae. The record is from the annotation of a GenBank genome assembly.
AUGAUCGAUCUAUCGAUCGAUCGAUCGAUCUAUCUAUCUAUCUAUCUUAGUUUCAUAUCUAUAUCUAUCUAUCUAUCUAUCUAUCUAAGUGUGUUCAUAUCUAUCUAUAUCAAUUCAUACCUAUCAAUCGACCCAUCUCUCACAGUUCAUAUCUAUCUAUCUAUCUAUCUAUCUAUCUAUCUAUCUAUCUAUCUAUCUAUCUAUCUAUCUAAGUGUGUUCAUAUCUAUCUAUAUCAAUUCAUACCUAUCAAUCGACCAAUCUCUCACAGUUCAUAUCUAUCUAUCUAUCUAUCUAUCUAUCUAUCUAUCUAUCUAUCUAGCUAUCUAGCUAUCUAUCUGUGUUCAUAUCUAUCCAUAUCAAUUCAUACCUAUCAAUCGACUAAUCUCUCACAGUUCAUAUCUAUCUAUCUAUCUAUCUAUCUAUCUAUCUAUCUAUCUAUCUAUCUAGCUAGCUAG